Cylicocyclus nassatus is the source of this 2964-nucleotide messenger RNA. The record is from the annotation of a GenBank genome assembly. NCBI's taxonomy places the organism in Eukaryota, Metazoa, Nematoda, Chromadorea, Rhabditida, Strongylidae.
AUGUUUCCACAUGUUCGCCAUGUCUGCUGCAAGGAAAGGGCGCAGAGCAGGGUAGCAUCAUUUAUGGAUGGACGACGCGGCUCCUGCUCAAAUUGGGAUGAGAUGGACAUCCAAGGAGGCGCUGUUUGUUAUAUGCCAACAACCGCAAAUGAUCCGUCAACUUUUCCUUCGAUAGAUAAUGACGAUGUUUCUACGACUACUGCGAUGAGCGAUAAGGGCCUGAUUACAGAUGACCUUGCCGAUGUUUCCUCCAAAACAUCACAAGCAACAACACAAGAAUCAGACGACGCCGUGGAUGCCUUCGGUCGCUGCAUACCUAAAAACCGAGCUGUUUGGCAAACUAACAGCGGCGGAGCAUUCGUGAAUUACAAGGUUCUUACUGGAGAAGUAGUUCCAUUACCAACGGAAAGGGCGAAAAUUGUUGAACUACCAGCAGAGUUGGCUCUCUCGGUCAUGGAUAUGCACUGUCGUACCUUUGAAGGAAGUGAAGAAGUCUUGGUGAAACUUUUGUCGUCCAGUAACAAGAAAUAUAUGUAUGGCACAAAGUUUGAGGUUGCUGCAGGCGUGUGGACAUUGUUUUGGGAUCCAAUGCACCACAGUAAACUCACCACAUUCGACAUUCAAUCAGCAAUUUGUGCUGCAUUGAAUUCUCGUCGUACGCUCGCUUUUGUCAUUGGUGUGGACUCAAAUAAAGAGAUAGUUGGCUGCGAUCUAUCUCCACAGGCGAAGAAAACGAUAAGAGACGUCUUCGAAGAUUGCAUUCACACCGAAUUCGUCCCUCCUCUAGAUGAGGGGCUCGUAAAGCUCCGUUUCCGUUCCGUAUGCAAUCAGUUCGGGUGUGAGAUACCAUCACGUUUUCUUGUUGGAAUCACCGUUCAAGAUACUGUCACCACGCUUUAUCAACUGUCAUCUUCAAGAAUUUACUAUGCUGAUGGCAAUGUUGUAGCACGAGUAAAAAACCUCACUGAGGCUCGGAACAUGUUGCUUCUUCGUCGCCAAAAAGAGUUUGAAAAAAUGAAGAAUGCUGGUCAGCCUAUUCGCAUACCAUGCCUCAGAGUACCGGAGGAAAGGAGCUACUUCUUCAGUAAGCUGACCGCCUAUGCUCUCUUUGCUCUUUCUGGACUCAUCCUUAGUUUGGUAGUGGCUAUGUUUCUCAAAUACAAGUUACCAUUCCAGAACUAUUCUAAUGGAGAUCGUGAUGUUCAACGAAAGAUACUCGCCGAAAGGAUGAAGAUUCUUGGAGAGAAACAGCACAACAGAGAGGGAAAGAGAGCUCAGGACCAGCCCCUUUCCGAACAAGACCAUGACCUGCUAGUGCAAAUUGCUGAUGCUGUUGAGAGGUAUAAAAGAGAUCCUUUUACCGAAGCGGUAAACACUAUGAAAAAGGCAGAGGAACUCGCGCAGCAUGUAUCCCACAGCGAUUCUGAUCUACGCGAAAGAGAAGGCGACAGCGAUGUGGAGAUCAAAGAGGAAGGCUUCAUAGAGGAGCAUGACGGUUCCGACAGGAAGCUUAAAGAAAAAGAAGGUCACGAAGAUACUGAAGAAACAGAUGAGCAUCUCAACCGAACCCGAGCACCUAGCGAAGGAUACUGCGACUCUUACGAGCAGCAUUUUUCGUUCUACUGCAUAGGCGAGAGUGAUCGCGGUGGGGAGAACCAAAAGACUAUUGCCAAGUUCUGCCCUUCUUACAAGAAAGCUUGCCCUCACAAAUCAAUCACUGCAUCCAUCGCUUCAUCGGAAUUGCCGAGCAAUCCAAGCAAUCCAUUCACCAAAAAGACUGCUUUCCGAGCACCAGUUAUCUCCUCUGAAGAGUACGAGAGCUCAGAAGAAAGAUUGACUAGUGAAGAGGAAGAAGCGGAGAGGAAAGAAGCAUACUACAGCGAAAUCAAGCGCAGGUUUCCUUGCAAACCGGAUUGCGACCAGCGCAUUUUUCCUCACUGUACUCCAGAAUGUAAGUGCGAUUACAUCUAUCCUGCUGUGCAGAAAUUCUGCAAUCCUCCACCGUUGCCUCUGUUCCUGAAUACAUGCAGACUCUGGUAUCACGGCUGUCCGAAGUAUGAACAGUACCAUUAUUCGUCGCAGUAUAUUUACUCAAAAGCAGAAAAAGGAAAGAAGCUUGCUGGACCAUACCUUAACAAUCCCGUUCCUCUUCCUGCACCUCCUGUCCUUACACCUGCAUACGCUCCACAUCUUCCUUCCAGGGAGGCUAGGGGAUCUUAUAGAGAGCAAUACUCCAGAGGUGUCCAACGCCUUCAGCCCGUGGUCCAUUCUUCUAUUACACAUGCCCUACCUCCACCAUUACCGAAGUCUGUCGUACGAGAUUACCUAGAAAGCGCUUCUACGCAAGAAAGUAAGUCAGCAAGAAAGCGGAGAAGACAUCGUGAACGAAGAAGCAGAUCAAGGACGUUUUCUACUCACCGCCAUUCCCACAAAACACAAUCAGACACUAAAACCAGAGAGUUGUAUCGUGCGCUCAGAGCCAUCAAUUCGCUUACUUCUGAACCUGUAAAAAUUGUUCGGGAUCCAGCUAAGCUUCUGUCAGGCCCAAGCGAUGGAACAGAGGACGGGACUCGAGACGGCGCAGGUCCACGACCGCGCGCUCAUCAAUCUAAAAACAUUCCGGUAGUUCCGUCAGAAGCUGCAUAUGGUGCAAGCGACAAUGCUUUCAAGAAAUUUGACGGUUUGACCGACAGCGCUGGUGUUUUGCAUCGACCAAGGAGUCGCAGUCCUUUCGUCAAACCCGGUCUAUGGGAACCGAAUCCUGACGAUCCUCAUAAUCGUGACCAUGCCAACAAAUUCUACUAUGCACCUCGAUCAGUGGGGGUGGAUUGGCUGAAUGGACAGAUAGCUUGGGGUGCUCAUUGGGCUGUGCCUGCAGCUGGAACUGGUGGUACAGACGGAUUCAGUGCCGUUCAUUUCCCUACCAUUGGAACGUUCUUGAACAUUCCGGAUGAUUACGAUUAG